Seriola dumerili (greater amberjack) is the source of this 1518-nucleotide messenger RNA. RefSeq names its product one cut homeobox 2 (gene onecut2). The transcript is spliced from 2 exons. The coding region runs from base 1 to 1518 and encodes 505 amino acids. Gene Ontology annotation, molecular function: DNA-binding transcription factor activity, RNA polymerase II-specific; RNA polymerase II cis-regulatory region sequence-specific DNA binding. The record is from RefSeq and is a predicted model, not a curated record. Gene Ontology annotation, cellular component: nucleus. Gene Ontology annotation, biological process: regulation of transcription by RNA polymerase II. NCBI's taxonomy places the organism in Eukaryota, Metazoa, Chordata, Actinopteri, Carangiformes, Carangidae.
AUGAAGACUGCCUACACUAACGCCUAUAGAUGCCUGGCCAAGGAUCUGGACGCUUACGCCAUGAACACGGACAUGACAAUGGACGGCAUUGGCAGCCUGCAUGGCGGGGUGGCGGUGAGCUCCGUGGCCCCUGAUGCUGAGCUGAUGACCGGCCACAGCCCGCACCACGGCCGCGGGAGCUCGGUAGCAGCGGGGGGACACGGGGCGGCGGCGGCUGCAGCGGCGGCGGCGGCGUCCACCCUGCGGAUACACCAGGACCUGGCCGCCGCCGCCGCGUCAUCCCGCUCCGCCAUGGUGUCAGGCAUGGCCACGAUACUGGACGGCAGCGGGGAGUACCGGCCGGAGCUGUCCCUGCCGCUGCACCACGCCAUGAGCGUGCCCUGCGACACGUCCUCUCCCGGGAUGGGGAUGAGCGGCACCUACACCACCUUAACCCCGCUGCAGCCGCUGCCCCCCAUCUCCACCGUGUCGGACAAGUUUCACCACCAUCACCAUCACCACCACCACCAGCGGCUCUCCGGGAACGUGAGCGGGAGCUUCACCCUGAUGCGGGACGAGCGGGGACUACCGGGCAUGAACAACCUCUACAGCCCGUACCACAAGGACCACAUGUCCGGGAUGGGUCAGAGUCUGUCCCCGGUGCUGGGCAACGGCCUGGGUUCCAUACACAACACCCAACAGGGUCUCCACAAUUACGGCACGGCAACGCACGGAGGCCACGACAAGAUGCUGAACUUCGACGCGCACCACACCGCCUCCAUGCUGGCCAGAGGGGACCACCACCAGCACCGAGGCCUCGGUGGCCCGGCGGGCGGGAUGAUGCCGCACCUGAACGGGAUGCACCACCCGGGGCACCCGGCUGCCUCCUCGGCGGGUCACCACCCCCACUCCCACCUCCAGUCUCCAUCCCACGGGCCCGUGUUGGCUUCCACCCGGGAAAGACCGCCCUCCUCCUCGGGGACGCAGGGGGGGAACAGUUCGGGGCAGCUGGAAGAAAUCAACACCAAGGAGGUAGCGCAGAGGAUCACGGCGGAGCUGAAAAGGUACAGCAUCCCCCAGGCCAUCUUCGCCCAGAGGGUGCUGUGCCGCUCCCAGGGGACCCUGUCGGACCUGCUGAGGAACCCCAAACCCUGGAGUAAACUAAAGUCAGGCCGGGAGACCUUCAGGAGGAUGUGGAAGUGGCUGCAGGAGCCCGAGUUUCAGAGGAUGUCGGCCCUCAGACUGGCAGCGUGCAAACGGAAGGAGCAGGACACGGCGAAGGACCGCAACAACACACCAAAGAAGUCGCGGCUGGUCUUCACCGACCUGCAGCGGCGCACCCUGCUGGCCAUCUUCAAGGAGAACAAGCGGCCGUCCAAAGAGAUGCAGCUCACCAUCUCGCAGCAGCUGGGCCUAGAACUCACCACCGUCAGCAACUUCUUCAUGAACGCCCGACGCCGGAGCCUGGACAAAUGGACAGACGACGGAGCCAGCCCGGGCGCCCAAUCCUCGGCGUCCAGCACUUGUACCAAAGCGUGA